Messenger RNA from Penicillium angulare, 1113 nucleotides. RefSeq names its product putative C6 transcription factor (Leu3). Lineage: Eukaryota; Fungi; Ascomycota; Eurotiomycetes; Eurotiales; Aspergillaceae. The transcript is spliced from 3 exons. The record is from RefSeq and is a predicted model, not a curated record. The coding region runs from base 1 to 1113 and encodes 370 amino acids.
AUGUCUAGUCAUGAAUUUUCACGGGUGAAGAUGUCAGCACCUUCAAACACUGACUUAUUGCGCCGGUCGGAAUUGUGGGCUCGUGCAAUGGCAUCAUAUCAUCAGGUCUGCAUGCAAAAGGGACAACUACCCCGAAUUAAUCAGACACAAGAUCCAGCACAACGUCAGAUGAUUCUUGAUAGCAUUACCCCAUCACUGGCGCUUAAGCUGCGCUGCCAAGAGCUCGUUACUCGGUGCUGUGAGGAUGUCAUGGAUAAUGGACUUCGCUCUAUGUCCGUGGAGCAAGAAAUGUCUCUCGACGGUUUACUCCGUAUAUAUGAAGGCCAAAUGAACGAUCUAGAGCUACAGGCGGUGUCCGAUGAUGAACGCUUUGACAUCUUCCUCUGCCGCAUGGCUAUCCACAGCUUCCACUUUUACAAGAUCCAAACACUCGCCUCCAGUGCCUGCUUUCCCCGAAUCCUGAUAACAGCCUGCAACGUAAUAGACUAUGUUCAAUCCCUAACGGACCGAGUUCAAAGCCUCGCCAUGACACCGGUCCAAAUGCAUUUCGGCCUCCUCCUAGCUUCGUGUGCUCUAAUGCGAAUCCUCAAAAGCCCCUCCUCCUCAAAGGGCCUCGAAACUAUCCGUGCCCGCUCCUCCCUAUUCACAGCCAUCAACCUCGCGAAACAGAUGUCCGUCGAUAGCGCAGAUAUAGCAUCUAAAAUAGUCACCAUUCUCAACGGGGUAUGGAAUAGCACGAAGGCUUUCCGAAAACCGGAUGGAUCGGAGUUCAUUACGCUGAGGAUUCGUGGUAGACUCGUCAUUGGUCCUGUCAUCGAUACUAUCUGGUGGUGGAGGGAUGAAUUCGAUCCACCUUCAAGGAUGCGUUCUGUCGUUGAACCUACUAGUGGGACAGUAUAUGGUCAGUCGCGCUCAUAUUCUGCUGAUGCUACUGGGACGGUGAAUAGUUUUGAUCAAGGUCAGCACGAUCCGACGGGUGCUGUAUUGAGCCAGGAUGCGUUUCUUCUUGAUGAACAGUUUUUGGCGGACUUUGAGUGGGCUCUUGGGGAUGAUUCGCUUUUUUCGCUGGAUCCCAUGUCGACUAGUUGGCCUUCUGCAAAUAACAUGCUAUAA